Medicago truncatula (barrel medic) is the source of this 720-nucleotide messenger RNA. Its product is annotated as F-box/kelch-repeat protein At3g23880. The transcript has a single exon. Bases 1 to 720 code for a protein of 239 amino acids. Lineage: Eukaryota; Viridiplantae; Streptophyta; Magnoliopsida; Fabales; Fabaceae. The record is from RefSeq and is a predicted model, not a curated record.
AUGUUGAAGAUUAUUAUAUCGUUGGCUCUUGCAACGGUAUCAUCUGUAUUGCUGGCUAUAAUAAACCUUCAGUUAUAUUGUGGAAUCCAUCCAUUAGAAAAUUCAAGGAAUUGCGAGAGUGUUGACAAAAUUGAAGUAAAGAUUCAUAUUUUGGGUACUGGUUUCUGGAGAAGCAUUCAAGAGUUCCCUUUUGGCGGUGUCCCUGUUGAGCAAUCAGGGCAUUUUGUGAGUGGCAAGAUUAAUUGGCUUGCUUCUAAACAUUGGCUCAGAGAAAGCCCAUGCUUUAUUGUUUCUCUCGAUUUGGGGAAUGAAUCUUAUCAAGAGAUUUUGCAGCCUGAGUAUGAAGAGGUUAAUGAAGAUAACUACUUGACAUUGGGUGUAUUGAGUGAUUGCUUGUCCAUAAUUUCUGGUCAUGUUGUUUGGAUUAUGAAGGAAUAUGGAAAUAAAGAGUCUUGGACAAAAUUGUUUACCGUUUCUUACAUGCCAGAUCCUAGUAAAUAUUAUAUUUUUACCAAGGCCUUAUGUAUUUUUGACAAUCACCGUCAAGUGCUGCUUGAAUCUACAAGGGAUUGGGGUACGAACUGGGAUACGAAGUUGAUUAUUUACAAUUCUAGAAAUAGUACUUUUAGAUUUACUAACAUUUCAGACCAGAGUGCUUAUAGUCCAAGGAAUGGUUCCCCUGAAGCAUGCAUUGAGAGUUUAAUAUCACCUUGGUCUUGA